This is a messenger RNA of Strongylus vulgaris, 495 nucleotides long. Lineage: Eukaryota; Metazoa; Nematoda; Chromadorea; Rhabditida; Strongylidae. The record is from the annotation of a GenBank genome assembly.
UUGAUAAAAAAUAUCUUUUCCAGAGUAGAAAAGAAGAAGAAGGAAAAGGAAAAAGAAGUGGAAGGAAAGGUUGAAAUCCAUGUAGGUAAAGUUGGUGAAAAAGAAAAGGAUUUGUCAAUCUAUAGCAUGGAUAUAGCACAAUUGAAGAAGGAUGAACAAGCGAGGACGGAGAAACAAAAUCCAUUUCAGAAAGUAGUGGAAAGGAAGAAGAAGGAAAAGGAAAAAGAAGUGGAAGGAAAGGUUGAAAUCCAUGUAGGUAAAGUUGGUGAGAAAGAAAAGGAUUUGUCAAUCUAUAGCAUGGAUAUAGCACAAUUGAAGAAGGAUGAACAAGCGAGGACGGAGAGUGAAAAGCAAAAGAAUGCGAAUAAGAAGAAGUCGGACAAAGAGAAGGAAAAUAAGGAGAAGCCAAGAGAGACGGGAAGGGCAAUGAAGGAAAAGGAAGGUCAAGAAAGAGCAGCACUCGAUGCUGUUACAUCAGCAAAGAAGCGGAGUUGA